Messenger RNA from Loxodonta africana (African savanna elephant), 942 nucleotides. RefSeq names its product olfactory receptor 52H1-like. The coding region runs from base 1 to 942 and encodes 313 amino acids. The record is from RefSeq and is a predicted model, not a curated record. Lineage: Eukaryota; Metazoa; Chordata; Mammalia; Proboscidea; Elephantidae. The transcript has a single exon. Gene Ontology annotation, molecular function: G protein-coupled receptor activity; olfactory receptor activity. Gene Ontology annotation, biological process: G protein-coupled receptor signaling pathway. Gene Ontology annotation, cellular component: plasma membrane.
AUGCAUAAUUUGAGCUGUUACAACCCAGGUUCCUUUAUCUUUGUUGGCAUACCUGGCCUGGAGAAGAUCCACAUCUGGAUUGGAAUUCCAUUUUGUAUCAUCUACCUUGUGGCUAUUGUGGGCAAUUGCAGUCUUCUCUACCUCAUUGCAGUUGAGCACAGCCUUCAUGAGCCCAUGUUUUUCUUUCUCUCUAUGCUGGCCACCACAGACCUCAUCUUAUCCACUGCCACAGUGCCCAAACUGCUCAGUAACCUCUGGCUUGGCUCCCAGGAAAUAACCUUCUCUGGUUGUCUUACUCAGAUGUUCUUCCUCCACCUCAGCUUUGUAGUGGACUCUGCCAUCUUGUUGGCUAUGGCAUUUGAUCGCUAUGUGGCCAUCUGCUUCCCCUUGAGAUAUAACACCAUCUUGACUCAACAGGUGAUCAUUAAGCUUGUGAUGAGCAUUGUUGUGAGGAGCUUCUCUGUCAUCCUUCCAGUUGUUUUUCUGCUGAAAUGGUUGCCCUUCUGUAGGACAAGGAUCAUCCCACACAUAUACUGUGAGCAUAUAGGGGUUGCUCGGCUUUCCUCUGCUGACAUCUCCAUCAACAUUUGGUAUGGAUUUGCUGUACCACUAAUGACUGUCGUCUCAGAUGUGAUCUUUAUUGCUGUUUCGUACACCUUCAUUCUCCGUGCUGUCUUCCAUCUCUCAUCCCAGGGUGCCCGCCAAAAGGCCCUUAGCACCUGUGGGUCCCAUGUGUGUGUCAUUCUCAUGUUUUACACGCCUGCCUUUUUCUCCAUCCUUGCUCAUCGCUUUGGGCACAGUGUCCCUAGGCAUGUGCUCAUCCUAUUUGCCAACCUCUAUGUCACCAUCCCGCCUGCUCUAAAUCCUAUAGUUUAUGGAGUGAAAACCAAGCAGAUCCAGGAGAAAUUUAUUCUCUUCUUCUGUUUGAAGAAGAUGCAAUAA